Linderina pennispora is the source of this 1209-nucleotide messenger RNA. RefSeq lists its product as uncharacterized. The record is from RefSeq and is a predicted model, not a curated record. The transcript has a single exon. Bases 324 to 1028 code for a protein of 234 amino acids. NCBI's taxonomy places the organism in Eukaryota, Fungi, Kickxellomycota, Kickxellomycetes, Kickxellales, Kickxellaceae.
GGCGGCUACGACGUCCCGAUCCCGGAAUUCCUGCCGGCAUCCAAGCACGCAGUGUUUGCGUGGACAUGGAUCAAUGGCCUUGGCUCGCGCGAGUACUACAUGAACUGCGCCGACGUGCGGAUCGAGAACUACGGGAAGCAGGAGCCGCUAACAGCGCAUCAGCUGCUGGUUGUUAAUUUGCCCUGGCAAGCCGGAUUGUGCCCUGAAAAGACGGGCCGCGAGGAAGACCAUGUUAUCGCAUUGCUCAAAAAUCGCCCGUUUGUAACCGUCGGCAAACCCAUGGAUAUGGUCCAAGGAAGAGGUGGCUGAGGCCAACCAGCGCAAUGACGCCGAUGAUGACGCGAGCUCCAACGGCGAUUUCGGCAAGCGAGGACUCGGCCAACAGCGAUUCGACCACGGUUGACCCGGUCGAUGACUCGGAUAUCCCGGACGAAAUUACCAGCUACAUCACGGCGACCAAAUUCAUCACGGAAGACGAUAUCCACGACGAGGAAAACACCAGCGACCUGGAUGCCGGGUUCACCUACGGCAAGGGUGCAAUGGGCGAUGGCCACAUUCCUGAGACCCUCUCGGGGUUCGGCGACGACUCCACCAUACUCAUGGGCAGCUUCACCAAGGAUCCGCUGGAGUCUCUCGAGUCCACGACAGCCGAUUCCUUUGAGACGUUCACACAUCUGACCGGCGCUUCCCAUAGCGCUGUUGGUGAGCUGGGGGGGCUGGAUUUGUGGCCCGAGAGCUCGUCGUCGUCGUCAAUGCAUGAGGCUGUUGAUCUGGAUUACGAAAAGACUCUGGGUACACAAAGUGACCCGCUUUCCGGCUCCCAGCGCCCAUUCGACUACACGAUGCAGGGCAUGUUCCGCAGCAUGCCUGUGGCGGAAGCAGGCGCAACGUCGGCGGCGUCGAAAUCAGUGCAUAUGGUGACGCAUAUGGCGACCACGACGGUGCAUGGAACGCCGGUGCUGCAGGUGGUGGUUUCGGCCGACAACACUAUAAUCCCAGAAAGCCUGACAAUCUCGUACCCAGCCUAGGCAUCUCGUUUACACGCUCUAGUUAACAAGUUUGCUAUCAAUCCACUUGAGAGCAGAGUGGCGGGGGCCUCACUAGCAUUGGCGUGAGCAAGAAGGGAUUGCCAGCUGGUGUGCCAGCGUCCUGCUGCAAUUGGCUCGCUGCAAUGCUAUGCUAGGCAUCUAGGAUGUGUAAUAUUUGUAG